UGCAAGGCUCCAAAAUGGUGUUUAGGGCCAGCCAGAAUUGUCGGUCCUAUUUUUACAGGUGACCGAACCUGCCAAGGCCCAGUUUUGGGUCAACAGGCGCCCUUAAAUCCGUGGCCAUCCACCAGCAUUUCCUUCAGCAGCCAUUUCCCCCAACCAUUGCUCAUCACCAUGACUAAUCUAUCCCCCAAGAAACGUGACCAAACCAAGGAGAUCUUCAACAGAACAUGCAAAGGAGGCGCCAAGCGAUUUAACAAGAUAAGCAAGAAGUAUGGCGCUCGAGUCUACGUGCAGGUGUGCUGGAGGGGGCGGCACUACGAGUACACAUCCCACGAUGAGCCUCACUGGCCGAGGACAAAGGAUGACCUAGAAAUCAUCUACCCCUUGACCACUCAAUGGACCCCUCAACAUUCGCGAAACAACCUGCCUCUGGGAUCGCUGCCGAUGUGCCUCUCUAACUUGAAAGCCACGCCGGCGUCGCCAGGGAAGCCGCUCGAAUCAGCGGGAGAGCAGCCAAUGGGGCCAAAACUGGCUGAGGAUGGAUGGACUGCGAAGAGAUUGAUAGCAUGAGAGGGGGACUUGGAGACGGCGUUUUGGAUGGGCGAAGGAAGUGGCAGGGCCGCGGGGCAUGUACUACGAAUAUUCCUGCUGUGCUCCUUGCAGUCCC
This is a messenger RNA of Microdochium trichocladiopsis, 664 nucleotides long. RefSeq lists its product as uncharacterized. The transcript has 2 exons. The record is from RefSeq and is a predicted model, not a curated record. NCBI's taxonomy places the organism in Eukaryota, Fungi, Ascomycota, Sordariomycetes, Xylariales, Microdochiaceae. The coding region runs from base 169 to 567 and encodes 132 amino acids.